This is a messenger RNA of Podarcis lilfordi (Lilford's wall lizard), 36868 nucleotides long. Lineage: Eukaryota; Metazoa; Chordata; Lepidosauria; Squamata; Lacertidae. The record is from the annotation of a GenBank genome assembly.
CGUGCGCCGAAAAAGCAGAACCUGCGCUUUUACUUGGCAUGGAAAUAAAAGCGAGGGCAGGGAAGGGGAGAAUACUGCCGAGCGCAGAGGCGCCGGGGAAGCGGCAACCGGGUCGGGUCCCAUCUUCCCCAGCGCCUCCGCCCCACUCGGGGUACCGAAAGCCCCAAACACCGCGUCCCCCGCCCCCCGUUAAACCGCCCUUAAGCAAAUGAAGGCAGCUGGCCUUGGCGCCGACGAGGAAGUGCCGCUCUGCCGAAACCCAGCCGCUGAGGAAACUCGAAAAUGAGGAAGCGGGCGCUCCAGUCAUCCUGAACGGACCCGGGGCUCCUUCGGCGGGGCCCGGCAGGCGUGGCCCGCGAGAGACCGCCGAGCCCAGGCCGGCCUUCUUCGCCGCGGACACUCGGGCUGCUGCUUCGGCGAAAGGGCGCGACAAGCGAGGAAGAAGGCUCGGCGGCUUGCGGGUCGAGCCUCGCCCAGGCAGGUGGCCGGCGGCCGGUCUCCAAGCCCGCGCUCUCUUCUAUCCUCUCACCCCUAGCCCCCGGCCUGGGAAGGCCGCGGCUCCUGAGGAGAGACAGAGACGUCACGUCAGUUUUCCCGCCCAUUCCCCUCAGGUAAGAGACGCUUCUUCUCCCUCAGUUGAAGGAGGGACGGGGGGACGGGACGGGGGAGGAUGGGAACGAAGAGAGCCACGGCUUGGGGCCUGAGGGCAGUGCCGGGUUUACGUAUAAGCUAAACUAGCUAUAGCUGAGGCCCCAAUAAAAUUUAAAACCCUGGGUGUACAUUUCCAAAAUAUGAGAUAAUAAAUAAAAUAAAACCUACACAAAACAACAGUGUUUUGUGUUGUGUAGGCUCCUGUGAUGUAAGUAAUGGGCCCUGCCUCCUAGCCUAGAACAUCAAUGGUUUGCUCAUUUCUAGAUAUACCUCAGGUUAAGUACUUAAUUCGUUCUAGACGUCCGUUCUUAACCUGAAACUGUUCUUAACCUGAGGUACCACUUUAGCUAAUGGGGCCUACCACUGCCGCCUCACGAUUUCUGUUCUCAUCCUGAAGCAAAGUUCUUAACCUGAAGCAGUAUUUCUGGGUUAGCGGAGUCUGUAACCGGAAGCGUAUGUAACCUGAAGCGUCUGUAACCCGAGGUACCACUGUAUAGGGUGCCUACAUUCUGCGUGUGCAAAUGGCUUUAGAUACCUACGAGGUCCAUAAAGCACCAUAUAUUCAACACACACAAAAAGCAACAAUUUGUUGUUGAGAAAGGACAGCUGGACAUAUAAAGAGCCCCAUUACCUUCAGUAGCUUAGGGCCUCAUCAAACCUAAAUCCGGCCCUGCCUGAGGGGGUCGCUUGGCUGAAGAAAUUCACGCGGGAAAGAGCUGGGGUGGGGAAGGGGGGCAAGAGUGAAGUGGUACAUCUCUCUCUCUCCCCCCCCCCCACCGCCAUAAGUAAAAGUAAUAAUAAUAAUUAUUUAUUAUUAUUACUCUGGUACUCUGGGUGGCAGCCAACAGAAUAUUAAAAACAGAAUAAAACAUCAAACAUUAAAAACUUCCCUAAACAGGGCUGCCUUCAGAUGUCUUCUAAAAGUCAGAUAGUUGUUUAUUUCCUUGACAUCUGAUGGAAGGGCGUUCGACAGGACGGGUGCCACCACUGAGAAGGCCCUCUGCCUGGUUCCCUGUAACCUCACUCCUCACAGGGAGGGAACUGCCAGAAGGCCUUCGGUGCUGGAUCUCAGCAUCCGGGCUGAAUGAUGGGGGUGGAGACGCUCCUUCAGGUAUACUGGGCCGAGGCCAUUUAGGGCUUGAAAGGUCAGCACCAACACUUUGAAUUGUGCUUGGAAACGUACUGGUAAAAAGGUAAAGGACCCCUGGACCCAAGAGCCCAUACCCAGCAGGCAUUAAUCGGGCCAGAAAGAAAGCCACAAGGGGCAGUGCAUGAAUGGCAGGGUGAUUUGGCACCCCGGCAUUACAUUGGACCAGGGUGAAAAAAGGUAAUGGACCCCUGAACAGUAAAGUACAGUAAGAGGUGACUAUGGGGUUGCAGGGGUCAUCUCGCUUCAGCGGCAUUUGUCCACAGACAGCUUUCCAGGUCAUGUGGGCAGCAUGACUAAACCACUUCUGGUACAACGGGACACUGUGAUAGAAACCAGAGCACACAGAAACACAUUUUACCUUCCCGCCACAGCAGUACCUGUUUAUCUUCCUGCACUGGCGUGCUAGGUUGGCAGGAGCUCGGACAGAGCAACGGGAACUCACCCCAUCACGGGGAUUCGAACCGCCAACCUUCCGAUAGGUAGCCCCUAUCUGGACAGGGAUAGCCUAACUACUGUUGACUAUGCUCUGGUAACCUCAAGGUCAGAUUACUGCAAAGGGCCUCUGAAGACAGUUCAGAAACUGCGGAAUUCAGCUGCCAGGUUGCUCACUGGAGCAAGACGGUUUGAGCAUAUUACACUGAUCCUGGUCCGACUGCGCUGGAUACCAUUUAGUUUCUGGGCCCGAUUCAAAGUGCUGGUUUUGACCUAUAAGGCCUUAAACUGCUCAGGACUGCAAUACCUCAAGAACCGCCUCUUUCCUUAUGAACCUACCCAGACUCUGAGAUCAUCUUCUGAGGCCCUUCUUCGUGUGCUUCUUCGAGAGGUCUGGAGGGUGGCAACAUGAAAAAGGGCCUUCUCUGCAGUGGCUCCACGUCUGUUGAAUGCUCUUCCCAGGGAAGUUCGCCUGGUGUGUUCAUUAUACACCUUUAGGUGCCAGGCAAAAACGUCUGAAGAAGUGUGCAUGUACAUGAAAGCUUAUACCCAGAACAAACUUAGUUGGUCUCUAAGGUGCUACUGGACAAUUUUUUAAUUAUUUUGACUGCGUCAGACCAACACGGCUACCUACCCAAACCUUUUUAACCAGGCCUUUAGUUGAUCCGAUUUACAUCCUAUGCCCUUUUAAAAUGUUCUUUUGGGGGGGAGUGUUAUUGGGUUGUUAUUUUGAUUAUAUGUAUUGUGGUUUUAUAUUUUUAUUUUGUUCUGUGAACUGCCCUGAGACCUCCGGGUAUAGGGCGGUAUGUAAAUUCAAUAAAUAAUAAAUAAAAGCAAUAAGGACACAUGCUACAAAAAACAAAGCAAAAAAAACCCCUCUUGCAGCCAUUCCUUUUUCUCUGUGCAAGUCUGUGGUCAUUCCUUUUUUGGUUGUUCCUCCUUGUAGUUCCCUAUAGCAAAAUCUGAGCAAAAAAACAACACAAAACUAAAUGCUUGGAAGGAUUUCAUAAUUUCUUCACUUGGUUUCGGUCUCAACAAUAUUGCAGUUUAUUCAUUUUGAAAGAAGCAUGAAUAUUUUUAUUUUAAUAACAGUAUGGUAAAGUUUGGGGGGAAAGGGAAGGGGAGCUGGACAUGGGGAUGGGAACCCAAGCCUGUCUUUUGUAACACUCUUGUGCAGGCUUUAAUUUGGUUGAGUCUGUUGAAUGCAAAACAGAAUUCAGGUUUCACUACUGGGGCAAAGGAACAUCAUGUUUGUUUCUACAUUGUAGAAGUUUGCUUGAAGUGAAACAUCAAAUGCAUCAUUUUUAGAAGGUGCAUUUGGGUUCGCCACACUCCAUUAUGAAACUUUCAACUUCUGCUACAUGCAGUCAGUGUGAUAAACGGGGAAAUAUUUUCAGGGCUGACUCCCCCUCCCCCUUUGUGCUUCUUGUGUGAAGAGAAGAAAUAAACAAUCUAAUUCAGCCAUGCCCUUAUUUCUGUAUGUUUUUAUUUAUUGGACAUAUUGGUCACUUUUUAAAAAACAAUAUGUUAACUCAAAGUGACCUACAAUUAUUUAGUCUAAUGCAACUAAAAUAUAGCAUCAUGGAACUGCAUUGGUCCAAUUGGUUCAAAUCAGUGCUGCAAAAUUGUUAACUGGGAGCGGGCAAUUUCAACAUAUCGCAACAGUGUUUUAACAGCCAAGCAGGCUCCCAGUCUUUCUGGACCCAUUUCAUUGUCUUGGUUUUAACAUUUAAAGCGCUUAACAGGCUGGGACCAGGAUAGCUGAAAGAUCAUCUAUUCCCAUAUAUACUUAUACAGACCUUAAGAUCCUCUUCAGAGGACCCAUGAAGUGAAACAGGUGGUACCAGGGAGAAUGUGCUCCCUCAGGAGGGCCACAGUACAGUGGUACCUUGGGUUAAGAACUUAAUUCGUUCUGGAGGUCCGUUCUUAACCUGAAACUGUUCUUAACCUGAGGUACCACUUUAGCUAAUGGGGCCUCCCGCUGCCACCGCACCACCACCGCACAAUUUCUGUGCUCAUCCUGAAGCAAAUUUCUUAACCCAAGGUACUAUUUCUGGAUUAGCAGAGUCUGUAACCUGAAGCGUCUGUAAUGCGAGGUACCACUGUAUUUUCUUCAAGGCCAUUUGGGCACCAGGUUUAGUCUUCCAGUCCUUUUUUUUAACAAACUACCAGUAUGUUUAGUGUUCUGAACUACUGGCUUUGUUUUUUCUCUUUGCUAGCAGCUUUUAUUCUGGAAGUAUUUUUCCAUGUAUAAGAUGCCCCCAUGUAUAAGACGACCCCUAUUUUUUUAACCCAAAAUUAAGAAAAUGAAACCUUAAAAUAGAAGUGAAAAUCUGGAUGAUUGGUGGUGGCAAGUUGUUGAUCUUUUGGGGGGCAAUUGCCCUCAAAGUUUCCAGCAUGAGGUGCAUGCAGUGCACCGUGGUGCAGAAGCAAAGGCAGUGACGGGGGCUCCACAUGCUCCCCCUCGGUGGUAGCUGCUGCUGUGGGGAAGCAGGCUCCCAAGCAAGAUGCCAAGGAAGAGCCGGGGGAAGGCAGCGGCCACUCUGCGUCAGGCCAUGCCGUCGAGCAAACUGAGCUGAGGAAGGUGAUGAGCAGGCUGGGGGCAGGGUGGGAGUUUGAGAGGGGAAGAGGAAAAAAAGGAAAGAAGGGCAAGGAGAGGUAGCUGAAGCAGCUCUCAGUGGCGGCAGCGGCGGCUGCUCUCGAUCCGGUGGUCGAGCCAGUGGGGGCUUCAGGAGGCGAGCCAGUUGGCAGCAUGCAGCCCGGGGGGGGGGGGGGAGAAAGGUGGGAUGGUAGCAGGAGGGACCGCCUCAGUCUGCCCAAGCCAAAAUCCCAGACAUAUGCUUAAAUAUUUUUUAAAAUUCCCCCAGAUGCCCAUGUUCCGUGUGCAAGACGACCCCCAUUUUUUUAGAGCAAAAAACCUCGUCUUAUACAUGGAAAAAUACAGUGAUAUUACUGGGCUGCUUUUUAUAAAUACAAUAAUAAAAUAUAUAAGUAAACCUUAGGACUUGAUGGUUGCAAUGUGCUCUAUACAGGGUUACCCUUGCACCUAGUACAGAAGCUACAACUGGUGCAAAAUGCCGUGGCUAGCCUGCUGGUGGAGACAGACCAUGGCCAGCACACAGCUCCAGUGCUUAAAAGCUUGCACUAGCUGCUCAUGCAUUACUGGUAGCCAGAUUCAAAGUUCUCGUAUCAAUAUACAAGGCCCUCCACAAUAAGGGUCCAGUAGAUCUUAAGAACUGCCUGAUCUUUUAUAUCCUGGCCCAAUUACCAAGAUCUAUGCAAGAAUCUCUGUUGGUGGUUUCCAAUGAUUUAGAGGCACAGCUCAUAACUACUAGAUGUGCAUUCAGUGUGCUGUGUCCAAGCCUGUGGCACACCCUCCCAGGUGAAAUUAGACAGGCACACUCCUUUCUAGCUUCAGGUGCAUGACGAAGUCUAUCUUCUUCCAGCAGACCAGGUUUUAUGGUAAAGUUUUAAUGUUUUAUUAUCCUGUAUUUGUCAUGCAUUUGUUUUCUGUAGAUUGUUUUUAUGUACACUGCCAUGAAAUGCAAACAAUUAAGUGAUAUAUAAAUGUCUUCAACAAACGAAUAAAAGAUAGAAUGUAGCUAGACGUCCCAGAUGGGAUUGUAAAUCCCAGUUUUCACCAAGAGAGACAUCUAGCAAUUAAGUCUUGCCUGAACAGUACAGUGCAUAUGUGCAUUAUCCUGUUUAUGAUUUCCAAUCCGAAAAGAUAGAAAUCAGUGUGCAGAAAUCUUGUUUCUGCUUGUAGAUCUUUCUUGUUGAAUGAUGGUGAAUAUGUUUAAAGAGUAUUAUUUUAUUCCUUGUCAAAAUAAAAACUGAGCUCAAGAAUUAGAACACUUCUGAUGGGAGGAGCAAGUAUUCUGCAUUUAACAACGUAGGUUAUUUGCCCCUCCCAAGUCAGUCUUAGCUUGGCCAGAACCUGGACAAGUUACUUACCAGGAAACCCGAGUGAACUCUUCUGAGCUUUCCAGCGGGAGUUUGAGAUACAAGCAUAAUAAACAGGUAAAUAACAUCAUUGGAGAUUAGAUAGAUAGAUAGUCACUUCAACAGGAGGUGCCUAGUUCUGUUCUAAUGGGCUUUCUUGUAUUUAUUGUAAUCUGCUUUUCAAAACCGAAAGGGCCAGUUACAGGAUUCACUUCUCCAUCUGUAAAAGUUGCAAUGUAAAGAGUGGCCGUAAUGCACGUAACAAGUUACAAGAACAGCAGGAACGGCAGAAAGAAAGGAGGAGGGAAACCUUUAAUACUGAUUGUUAAAGAAAAAAGACUGGCAAGAAAUUAAUAAGCUUUCACUUGUGUUUUUUGCAAAACAGAAUGACUUUUGUUCCAUUGUGAUAGAAGUAUUGUAAAAUUUAUCCAGCGCCACGUUAGAAAAAAAAUAAUGAGACAGCUAUUUAGUUUAAGCUGGCAUGAAUCCCAGAGAUAAAGGGAACAAUGUUGAAAGGAAGGGAUAGAAUUAACAUUGUACUAGGAAGAUACUUAUUAUAAAAUUACACAAUUUAAAACAGUAAGUACAUAAACAUUUUAAACACUGCAUUUACAAACCUUAAUAAAGGUAUUUAGCAUACUUUCUAGUAGGAUUGCUAACUAUAUACAGUGGUACCUCGGGUUAUAUUACCUUUGGGUAAAGUAAUUUCGAGGUACGAACGCAGCAACCCUGGAAGUGUAUACUUCCAGGUUUUGCUGCACAUGCAUGCGCUGAAGCACUCUAUCAUGCCACACGCAUGCAGAAUCGGCGUCUCCGGAUAUGGACUUUUCGGGGUAAGUAUGGACCCCCGGGACGAAUUAAGUUCGCAUCCACUGUACUAUAGGGCUCUACAGAAAAUACUCCCCUAAACAAAAUUUCCUAGAGGUCUAGACACAAGCAUGAGUGAAAUAUAGCACAGCAAGUUUCAGAUAUGUUACAUUAUAGAUCCACAGAUGAACAAAUCUGAUAGUUAUGUGGCUGGUACUCAACCAGAGAUGUCUCAUUUAAUAAUUGAUUUGGGUUAAGGAGAUACAGCACCUUUCUACAUAAUAUUCCACAUGGUUGUCUACUAGCAUUGACAAGAAAGGUACAGUUUGAAAGCAGAAAGACAGGGGAACAGAACAGCUGGCACAAAUCCAGCAAAAAUUAUUAGCCGGUAAACCCUAUUGAAAUAUAUGGAGCUUAAGUAAAGUUCACCUCCACUGCUGUCAAUAUGACUCCAUUCAAUUCCAUUGCUAUAAAUAUGGUUUACCUUUGGUUUGUAGAACCUACAGCUUUCCAUCUAGGAGAAAACACUUUCCUCCAUGGAUCUGAGGACCAGACCACACACCUGACAUAAGAGAUCUGUGACCAGAUCUCUUGAUAUUGUGAGUUUUAAACUUUAAAACAGGAGAUUCUGAAUUUGACUGAAGGCAUGUUUAACCCAUCCUCACUGGUAGUAUUAGCCCUUCCCCCAGAUACAGAUACACAAAGAUCUGGAUGAUCAACAGUAACCAUGGAAGAUGGAACUAGGAAACCCCGCUCAGGCCUCUACAGUGAGCAAUAGCUUUGAAAUGUCCAAUCUAGACUUUUUGUUUGAAAUUGAUUCAACAUUGAAAUUGAGUAAACAUUGGAACCCCUGGAGUCGCUUGCUGUUCAGAGAUUGGGGUUGCACGGAAUAGUAUUAACAGUUCUGCUCAACUUUUGCCAGAUUUUCCUAUCAUUGCCCCACAUCCUAUUGCAUUCCUAGUGUAUGGACCCUGUCAAAACACUGUAAAGAAUAAGUUCAAUGAACUGUGCUAGCAGCUGAAGAGAUUAUAUGGCAGCAGAGGAAAUCUGAGAAUUAAAGCCACUUCACUGAGUGGAGGACAUUUUAUUUAUUUACAAUUCCCUGGGCAGCUUACAGUAAAAAAGAAUUUAAAUACAACAGAUCUUGAAGUGAGUGCCAGUGAUAGGAACCCCUUUCAGAUAGUAGUCAAGGAUGUGGAAGUGGGAUCGCGUAUGUUUGACCAUACAUUCAUUGCACAGGAUUAAAAAGAGCACCUGUGCAUGCAAAACGUGCCAGUUUCCCAACUGCACAGAAAGUGCCUGCUGCAUUUACAGUCGUACACAUGGGGCUGUUUCAAACCUUAUACUGAACACGUGAAGGCCGAGCACACACAGUCUUACUUUGAGCCUCAUGCAUUCAUCCAAGUUCUGAACAAGGCCAAAGUUUGGGUGUGCAAUGCUCAGAGUAGUACUUAGGGGUUGGUAAGGUUGGUCUUUGCCAAGGGUGCAGGCCAGGAGGAAGGUGCAAAAAUUGUGCCUCUCUUGGAACUUCAGCUGAGGAAUCUGAAUGCUGGUAUGGGCUGUCUCAGCAGCUGCAGAAACCCCUUACCUGUCCCUGUGAGGGCUUCUCCCCACCCUCUGAUCCCCCUGCUUGCCCCAAGAGCAGCCUUUCAGCUGAUGUUGUAACUGAGAAACAUCAGGCGAGGCUCUUAAUCUAUGGUAGCCAAGCCGCUUUUUCCUGGUUUCUUUCCCGGCUUGACCAGUUUCCAGCACGUGGGCCACUGCAAGUUUACCCCAGAGAGCAAGGGCCAUUGAGUUAAGCAGGGCUUACUUCUGAGUAAAGAAUGCACUGGGGUGCAACCUCCAGGUUAUUGCCUUUCUGCUGGCUUCUUGACCGAAGUAAUGAAAAGGCAAGUGAGGUAUUGUCAGAAGUUCCUGCCUCUGACUUGCCAGAUUUAGGCUGCAGUCCUGUGUACCCACUUUCAUAGGAGUAAGCUCCACUGAACCUGGUUGGAUUUACUUUUGAGUAGAAUGCUGUUAAAUGCCCAGUUCAAAAGUCAUUUGUGAUGAUUGAAUUACAUCAUGUACAUACAUCUCCUUGUCAAGGGUGGAAGGGAGCCUAGGCACACCUCUGCCAAUGCUGCAUAUCAGGGUGGAUAAAAAUCAUAUAUAUAUAUCAGAUAUUUUUUUUAUUUAAAUCGGAUUUUUUAAAAUUUAAAUCGGAUUUUUAAAAUAAAAUGCUUUUGGAGGAAAAAUCUUUCUAAAGAUAGUUUUUUAUUUAAGUUACAUUAUAGUCCAAAGGCUAUUCAUCAGGAAAUAAGGAUUUGUUUUAAGCUUUUCAUGUGUGGUAAAACUUAGCCUAAGUUUGUUUAACCACAGCAGUGUUUGCCUUUCCACCUGCCUUGUCCUGCUCUACAGUUUUCACAAGGAAGUUGCUGCAAGAAAAACUCCGAAGGGGCUUUCUGGACAUUAAGGUCAAGAUAUAAAUGUUAUGGCAGGUGCUAGGCACUAAUGCCACCAACUUUGUGGCUACUUUGGGAUGUGAAGGUAUUGUAUACUGUUAAUUGGAACUGUUGGUAAGCUUUGUAGGGAUAUAGGGAGCUGCCUUACACUGAGUCAUACCAUCAGUCCAUCUGGCUGAUUAUUGUCGGAGUAGACAGGCAGAAGCUCUUCAGGAUUUCAGGCAGGGGGCAUUCAGAAUCCCACCUGGAGAGCUGGGGAUUGAACCUGGGACAUUCUAUAUGAAGUGUUCAGUUUUUGAUAUAUUUCAAAUUAGCAGUUAAUUCUUAGUGUUUAUGUUGUAGAUCUAAUUUUUAUUAUGAGUUUUGGUGAUUGUAUUAGACUUGUGUGAAGCACUUUGAGCAAAAAUGUGUAUGGUCAUGGGGACACAUUUUCAGAGAAGCACAGGAAGCGUUUCUCAAAAACUGACAAAAAGAGUGUGAUUCUUGUAAGACCAGAGUAUAAUUAGCAUAGGCAGACUAAAGCCAAUAAAGGCUUGAAUAUAACUUUUUGUUUGCAUUGAGCAUAGUCAGCUUCAAGUGUUGUAUCAAGCUGUUGCUAUUGUUACUGUUACUGUUAUAUUUAUUAGUCUCUUCCCCUCAGAAAAAUGAAUCUCAGAGUGACUUACAAAAAUGAGUGCACUGCAGUUUUAAGAAUAUAGACAAAGCAGAACCGGGAUAGAGGAGGGCAAGAAAUGAGUGAUAUGUAAAACAAAUCCUAGGAGGAAAGAGUGAAGAAGUUGGGUAUGUUUAGCCCAGAGAAGACUAAGCAGGUGAAGUAUGAGCAAGAGAGAACGUUUUCAAAUAGUUUUGGCUCUUAGUGACACAGAAGAAGACAAAGGGCAUGACUAGAUUGAAUGGGCUUAAGUUACGAGAGGGUUAGAGUUGUGCCUGAAUGUUAGGAGAGGCAUCUUCACAGAAAUAAUAGCUCAGUAAUGAAAUCAAUUAGCUGGAGGAAUGAUGGGCUCUCCCGUGCUGGAGGUCUUAAAGCUGAGACUAGACUUAGAUAUCUUUUGGGGAUGUCUUAAGCUCUAGAUUCUCUACGCUGAGCAGAGGAUUGGAAUAGGUGACCAGAAGGCCUUCUCCAACUCUUCUACAGCACAGCCUUCCCAAGUUUGAUGUCCUCCAGUUGUUUUGGACCACGGGCCUCACUGGCCCUCACCACUGGUCAUUCUGCCUGUGAUUAGCAGGAGGUAAAGUGAAAAAAGGGGAAGACAAAAACAGGUUUCAGUUCUGCCUGUUUUAAAGGCAUAUUUUCUCACAAUCUGUACUUUGCUCUGAUAUGUACUGGAUUGGCGUAAUUCCUGCCUAUGAGCUGCAGCUCAAACAUUUGGUAAAAAGUUCAGUGGCUUCUAGAUCUAUCAUUAACUUUUAUGUAAAUUUAUCGACCUGUAAUCUGGACAGGGUGAGAAGCGUCUUUGCAUAGCUACCUCUAAGAGGAUAAUUUUCUGAAUGUUGCUAGUGAGUUACUUUCACUUGACACAGCAAGCGUAUGUCCUUCCUUUGUAGUGACCUCUUCCAGCCCAACAUCACUGAAGUAAUGUUACACAUCUAUGGUGCAACCUGAAUUGGAGUACAGUGUACAGUUCUGGCCACCUCGCUCAGAAAGGACACCGCAGAGCUGGGAAAGGUUCAGAAAAGGGCAGGCAACCAAAAAGAUCACAGGGGCAGAGCAGUUCCAUUAUGAGGACAGGUUACAACAAUUGGGGCUUUUUGUUUGGAGAAACGGCAAGUAAGAGCAAACGUGAUAGAGGUGUGUAGAAUUAAGCAUGGUAUGGAGAAAUUGGGUAGAGAAAAGUUUUUACCUUUUGAAAAAUUACUUUAACUUCAAGACAUUCAGUAAGGCUGAACGUUGGAAUAUUCAGAAUAGGCAGAAGUACGUAGUUAAACCAUGGAAUUCACUCCCACGAGGUAGUGAUGGUCAUCCACUUGGAUGGAUUUUAAAAGAUUAGACAAAUUCAAUGGAUACAAGCCAGUCCCUUUGUUCUACCUCCACUGCUGGAGACGGUAUGUUUCUGAAUUCCAGUCGCUGGGAAUAGCAACUGGGGAAGAAUACUGUUCUCAGCUCCUGCUGAUGGGCAUUUUGCUGGCCAAUGUGAGAACAGGGUUGCAUGCAAACCAUACAUUUGAGCCACAUAACUUCUCCCAAGACUCCCGGGAUCUGGCGUUACCUCCUUUCAGAGCUACUAUUACUAGCACUACAAUUUCCAGGAUUCUUGUGGGGAAGAAGAGUCCUGGGUUUAAAUGUGCUUUAAAUGACCCCCCCCCCGGGAAGUUCACCAGGUACUUUCAUUAUACACCCUUAGGCGCCAGGCAAAAACGUUCUUUUUUAACCAGGCAUUUGUUUGAUUUGAUUGAACUCCUAUGCCCUUUUUAAAUGUGUUUUUUUGGGGGGGGGGGCGUUAUUGCAUUGUUCUUUUUAUUUUGAUUAUAUAUUUUGUGGUUUUAUAUUUUGAUUUUGUUCUGUGAACUGCCCUGAGACCUCCGGAUAUACAGUGGUAUAGAAAUGCAGUAAAUAAUAAUAAUAAUAAUAAUAAUAAUAAUAAUAGUAGUAGUAGUAGUAGUUUGUAUGCAGCCCAGGAUGCUGGUCUAGAUGGGCUAUUGGCCUGAUCCAGCAUGCCCUUCUUAUGUUCUCAUUUAUUGCUUUACUUCUUUAUAAACAUAAAAAUAAAGCGAAUGCUACCAAACUGACUUUUCGGGUACAUUACUGCUGUGGGUCACUGCCAAUUACGGAUGUGCAAUUAGUGGCAGGUGACAUGCAUAUGUAUACUGAAGAAAGACUUCUGUUUCCUUGCUAUUCCUCUUUCAUUGUAGCUCUGCAUCUGUCCCCUUAGUUUCUGUGCCCCCCAAAAGACUAUAGGAUGCCAGGCAAGAGGGUGACCCCUCUAUUUUCUUUACUAGACUAAGCAAGCAUAAUGACUCUUCAGCCAUGCAUUCCUGUACAGAGGUUGGGGUGUAAGCAGCAAUACAGCAUAAAAUGAUAUGCAUGGCGGGUGACAGAAUCAAGUUCUGGGAUGUGCUGCCCCUGCUUGAAGUUUUUCAGUGCACUGGCUCAUGCAAUUUUGGCCUUUGUUUAUCUAUAGUGGGGCUCUGGCAUUUCCCCAUCUUAGCAUCUCAGACUAACACAUUGCCAAUCUUGCCCUAGUUUUGUAUUUUUUACAAGUUGUAAAACAAUGGGAUAUUUCUGGGAUAUUUAAUUUUAUUGUGCAAGUCCUUCAUAUAUAUUUCCCCAUUGCUUCUCUUGUGGAGAUGAGAGAACCUAAAUCUGGAAGAUAAUUUGACUUUUCCUAAUUAACAACACUUGUUGUUAAGUAUCAACUUGAGUGUUAUUCAGUUCAUGUUUUGUGUGAAAGAUUAGCUUGAUUCCUAUCUAAGCUGUCUUAGAAAACUGCAUUCCUCCUCUUGUCUAAAAGUUAAAAUCCAUCUGGAAAAGUGCUAUGUUGGCAUACUAAAUAUUUUUCCCCUCAUUUAUGCUGAACAUAAACAUUCAGGGCAUUGGAUUGACAGUUAUUUUUAGGGCAACUUAUUGCUAUUUAACUUUUUUAUUACACAGCUGAGCUUUUCAUUUUUGCAUAUCAUUACUGUCGUAGCUCUGACUCUAGUGCCUUUUUUAUUUACAUGUACCACUUCCUAGAGAUACCAGCUUUACGUUUUCACACACUUGCAGAUGUAUAACUAUUCAGCUUUCUUCCCUUGCAUCAUGCUAAAUCAUGGGUUGGGGUUGGGGGGGUUUCUUCUUUUGUACAGUUCAGUUAAGUGAGUGGCUGGUAAACUCAAAUGUCACUUGAAAAUGAGAGAAGCCUUAGUCUCUACACACAUAAACAGAGCCCAGGAACCCAUAAUACAGUGCUGUCAGCAUCCAAACCUGCAUCCAUUUCCAACAAGGUAGCAGCACCCAUAGAGCUUUUUGACACCCAUCCUUGUUACCACCCCAUGGUGUGCCAACAGCAAGUCUGAUAAUGCCUCCCAGCAGAUCCUUCUGUUGUCUGGACCUAAGUAAUAUGGAAAAUGUGCCCCCAAAAUUCCAUCAUUUUACACAACUUGGGAUUCAAAGAGAUACCGUUGAAAUUCUCAGGGGCUCUAACAUUCCUGGAGAAACAUUUAACUUUUUCUAUUGAAUUAAAAAGAAGAUUGUCAUUUGGCCAGGGGUCCUGUAUUUCAAGGGCUUCCUGGGAUGGUACCCUCUUUCCAUACACCCAAUACUGGGCAUAUGGGAUGAGGCAGGCAAAGACAAAUUUACCUUCCUUCUUUUUUUGCCUAAUUAAGCCAGAGGAAAGCCAAAAGCUGAGCUGCCACUGCCAGCUCAUGCCUGCACUGCAGAACAAAGCUUCAAAUGCCGCUUGUUGGGAAAGAAUGAAAUCAGCUUCCUUUCCAGGAACCUUCUACAGGAAAAGAAAUGGCUCCCAUUUCUUUUUCUGCAUAAUACACAUGGCAAGGAAACAGCAUCAUAUCUCAGAGGUAUUUCAGAUUCCAGCUCACAGAACAGCAGCAAGGUAGCAGUGGCAACUCACCUGCCAGGUGAGAAGAAAGGAAAGAAAGAAAGAAAUCACUUACCUGCCACCUCAUCUUUAAAGCCCUAAAUGGCCUUGACACAGUAUACCCGAAGGAGCGUCUCCACCCCUGUUGUUCAGCACGGACACUGAGGUCCAGCUCCAAGGGCCUUCUGGUGGUUCCCUCACUGUGAGAAGUGAAGCUACAGGGAACCAGGCAGAGGGCCUUCUUGGUAGUGGUGCCCUCCCUGAGGAACGCCCUCCCUUCAGAUAUCAAGGAGAUACAGAACUACACAACUUUUAGAAGACAUCUGAAGGCAGUCUUGUAUCGGGAAUUUUUUAAUGUUUGGCGCUUUAUUAUCAGACCCUUUCUUGAUCUGUCAGUCAUUGAAACAGUUCUGAUUUUGGAAACAGGGAGGGUCCGUUGUACCUUUCAUUCUCAGUUUCACUAGAGACUGGAAGCUAGGCACUUGUUUUAUAUGUCUCAUUCUCAGUUACUUCCCUUAUAUAUAUAUUUAAGUUAGUGUUUAUAUAUCUUGGUUUUUGCUGAGGGAAAGGUGUUUCAUUGAUCAAUAGUUCUGUGCUUGUCUCUGUUAUCUUCCACUCAUUUUCUUGCACACUGAUUAAAAAGUGUCUUUUGGUUAAAGUAGGCAACUUUUGAAUGUCCACUAGCCACAGAAGGAAACAGAAAGGCAGGUUAGACGCUUUCGGCUAGAGAGAUACAAAUACUUAAAUGCUGAGGAGCUGAACAUUUGUGGCUUCCUGUGUAACAUGAAAAUAAUUUUUAAAAGCAUAAUCGAAGUGCAUUGCAGUCUAGAAAAAAAACUAGUGUAGUGGGUGGAGAAUAACACAAGCAACAAAGCUUAUAAGAUGGUUUUUUUGGUCUAACCAUAGACCAGGGCUGCAGUAUGAUAAGCAAACAUGGACUUUCCUGUAAUUCAGCAGCAGUUAGAAAGAUUUAAAAGGCAGUUGCACUUGUGGUAGCAAACCUAGCAUGUAUGUUUGAGCUGUAAGUAUAUAGUGGUAUAGGCAAAAAGUCUCAUUUCUGUUGAAAUGGGCAGAGCAAUGGGUAAGCGUGUGAGCCAGGAAAUCCCUGAUUCAAAUCUCCUCAACAAUGAACAUGGCCUUAGAAGAGCCACAAGCUCUCAUCUCAGCCAUACAUCUGCAAUAUGAUAAUAUCUUUAGUUCACUGGAAUACUUCUUCAUAUGCCACCCAUAUAAUCCAAGCAUCACUUCCACCUGUGUUGAAUUAGCCAAGUUAACUUGUGUGUUUUCAGGAUUAAAUCUCACCUACAACCAAGGGUAUCUCAAGAGAAGAAAACAAUAAAGGUAAUUUGAAGGUUAUACAGUGGUACCUCGGGUUAAGAACUUAACUCGUUCUGGAGGUCCGUUCUUAAUGUGAAACUGUUCUUAACCUGAGGUACCACUUUAGCUAAUGGGGCCUCCUGCUGCUGCCACACCGCUGGAGCACGAUUUCUGUUCUCAUCCUGAAGCAAAGUUCUUAACAUGAGGUACUGUUUCUGGGUUAGCAGAGUCUGUAACCUGAAGCAUCUGUGACCUGAGGUACCACUGUAUUUCCCCCCAUUCUCUCCCACCUAUUAAUAGGGAAAUGAUUCUGGUCUAGUUGAGUUCAUGGCAGUAAGGGCAAACAGAUUUGUAGGACAAUAGUCAGAACCAUGGCUCUUCAUCUUCAUGGACACAAUUCACAGAAUGAAGGGUAAAAGAAUCACCAAAAUAUAGAUUCUCUGUAGUUUAGCAUUGCAUCCUUUUGGCUACAUAUGGGGCUCUCAUUGUGUUGUGUGCAUCCCAAAGGUGGCCCUCAAGGUGAUAUACUUUAAUAUGAGGUCACAUUUCUUCAGACAAUUUCUUCUUUCCUUACAGGUACAAAAUAAUCACUAUAAGCAACUAAGAAGUGAAAGGAAAAAAUGGCAAGUGCUAAUCCUGUUAGUCACCUCGGCUUUUUCUUUGGCAACAUCACACGUGAAGAAGCUGAAGACUACCUGAUGCAAGGCGGGCUGAGCAAUGGACUGUAUCUCCUGCGACAGAGCCGCAACUAUCUGGGUAGCUUUGCUUUGUCCAUGGUUCACGGUGGUAAAGUUUAUCAUUACACCAUUGAGAGGGAAAUGAGUGGUUCUUACGCCAUUACAGGAGGAAAGUCCCACAGGAGUCCUAUAGAACUCAUUAACUACCACUCGGAUGAAGUUGAUGGUCUUGUUUGCCUGCUCAAGAAACCGUGUCAUCGACCACCAGGAGUGGAACCAAAAACAAGCCAGUUUGAGGACUUGAAGGAAAAUCUAAUUAGGGAUUAUGUGAAACGAACGUGGAACUUGCAUGUAAGUUUAGUUCUCCUGUGUUUUUCUGUUUUGCAUUUGACACCUGGUGAGUAUGGAGAUGUGUGAAGGAGAAUAAGAAAAGAAGUGAAACCUCACACUUUUGCAAUGGCACCCAAGCACUGUGAGCAUAAAUGACAAAAUUCCCCAGCUAAAGAAAAAUACCAUUCUUGCCAGCACUAUUCAGGCAGGGGUUGGGGUGGAGACUACUUGUAAGUUUUCCAGUUUCAAAAUCCAUGUAGUGAUCAAAUUUACUGUCACAAAAGCACAGGGUAGAUUUUAGGGUGCUGUGUUUUCUUGCAUGGGCCAGUCUUUUAUGAAAUCUGUUGGAGUAUUUGGCAUUUUAUUUUUGCCUUCUAAAAUGUGCCUUUUGAAGUAUUGUAGCCUAUUCUACUACUAAUUGUCAGUUUUUAAAUAAACAGAUAUACCAGGGGGUUAGCAAACUUUUUCAGCAGGGGGCCGGUCGACUGUCCCUCAGACCUUGCGGGGGGGGGGGUAGACUAUAUUUUGGAGAAAGAAAAUGAAUGAAUUCCUAUGCCCCACAGAUGCAUAGAUGCAGAUGGAUAGAUGCAAAUGACCCAGAGAUGCAUUUUUUUAAAAAAGCACACAUUCUACUCAUGUAAAACACGCUGAUUCCUGGACCGUCCGCGGGCCAGAUUUAGAAGGUGAUUGGGCUGGAUCCGGCCCCCGGGCCUUAGUUUGCCUACCCAUGAGAUAUACAGUGGUGCCUCGCAAGAUGAAAUUAAUCUGUUCCGCGAGUCUCUUCGUCUUGCGGUUUUUUCGUCUUGCGAAGCACGGCUAUUAGCGGCUUAGCGGCUAUUAGCGGCUUAGCGGCUAUUAACGGCUUAGCGGCUUUAAGAAAAAGGAAACAAACUCGCAAGACGUUUCGUCUUGCGAAGCAAGCCCAUAGGGAAAUUCGUCUUGCGGAACGACUCAAAAAACGGAAAACUCUUUCGUCUUGCGCGUUUUUCGUCUUGCGAGGCAUUCGUCUUGCGAGGUACCACUGUACAGAAAAAAAGUCCUUUGCUUAAUAUAGCUUAAAAUGUUGUUGGGCUAAACAUGCCUACCUGCCAAACACACACACACACACUGGCAAAAUACUCUGGAUAUGCCCAGCACCUAGCUCAACUUCUGGAACUGCUUAUUUUGUAUUCUUACAACUUUCCCCCAUUUUCCCCUACUGUGCAGGGCCAUGCCCUUGAGCAAGCGAUUAUUAGUCAGAAGCCACAGUUAGAGAAAUUGAUUGCUACAACAGCACAUUUGAGAAUGCCUUGGUUCCAUGGGAUAAUAACUCGGGAGGAAUCAGAACAGCGUGUUCUUCUGGGCACGAGGACCAAUGGGAAAUUUUUGUAAGUAAACAUGUUUUUCUUGCAAUUUCUAGAGGCUUAAUGCCGACAACCUGAACUGCAGUAGGAAGACUAAGUAGUAGAGUCAUUAUUUCUAACAAUACCAAAGUUUGCCAAGUAUGUUUAUCUUUACUCAUCUAUAUUUCCAUCUGGCCUUGCCUUCCUGGAAGCAGCAUUUAUGGCUUAUUUGCCGAGACAUCCUAAGUUAUUUAUGAAAUAUUGAAUUGACUCCCCUUUUUCCUUGUUAUGGAUAUGGGAUAGUGUUUUUCAAGACAGCAUUGUUAAGCUAACAGUGGAUUAUACUUUAACUGUUAUUAACCAACUUUAUAACUAUUUUUCUAUGAGAGGCAAUGGUGAUGUGGUGUUCUUCAGCAUACUGGAAACAUUAAUUGUUCCAAGCACAUUCCACUGUUUUAUUAUCUCAAGUACUAAUCCCUUUUGGUUGUUGAGUAUAUUCAAACCCAAUGAUCUUGGGGUAAGAUUGUUGAUUUGACUGUGUGCAAACCCAAAUUUUAUAAAGACAGAGAUAACUUACCUAAGUUAUCUACUCAAAAAGCAGAAUUUACUGCUCUGGAAAAUACUGUUUGGUUGCUACCACACUGUUGCUCAUGACAGGCAUUAAAGGCCGUGAAUUUCUUUGCGGUGGAACAAAUUAAGUGAAUCCCCAUCCCAUAUUUCAUUCACAUUUUAUAUUUUGGGGGUUCUCUCCUCUUUUAUCUGACUAUGUCCUGUAAUAACAACAUUUGUAACGCAUGGUUGCCUUUAUUUCUGUUAACAGCUACGUAACCUAUUUAUAGAUAGGCCAAGAAGUGCACAGUGUUCUAGUAAUUCAGGAACUGGAAAAUCCGACUCACCCAUGUAGCUUGGACUAGGCAAAAUCACAUUAGUUGUUCUGCCUCUCUCCCCACUACCACCCCAGGCUGUGGCAUAAAAGAAGUAUGAUAAGCCAAUAUAUUUGCUCUUCCUACCACAUUACAUCUGUCCUUCACUUUGGAAGCCAGUUGUUUUUAAAAUGAAGGACUGCUGUAGUAGACAAAAAUGGAAAUCCUGAAUUUUAAGGGUGUGAUGUUUUCUGUAAAAAAGUAAAAUCAAGCCACACUUGGGGGGACCUUUGUGUAACUUGCAGGGAAGUGAGAACUUGUAGAUGUUAGUGCCUGUUAAUAAUAAUAAUAAUAAUAAAUUUAUUAUUUAUGCCCCGCCACUCUGGGCGGCUCCCAACCGAAUAUUAAAAACACGAUAAAACAUCAAACAUUUAAAACUUCCCAAGGAAUAUUAAGGAGCUAGGAAGGUAUUUGUUUUAUGACAGAGUAAUAUUCUGAAGUAAUUAUUAUUUUAUAAUAAUUGGGAUUAUUAUGAUAAUUAAGGAACCCAAUAAUCCUUACUAAAUGGACUAGGUAACUGCACCAGUCAAUUAACACGGCUGUUUUUCUGGAUACUGCUCAGUCUGUCGAAUCUCAGUUGCGAAAACAGCUGUACUUUGGCUACUAGUUUGGGGUCUGGGGGUGGGUGGAUAGUACGGCACUAUUGUCUCCAGCAGCUAUUAGACGAGUUGUGGGUGACAAAAGUAAUUCUGAAGACCGUAGAAAACAUGUUGAGAGCUUUACACAGCUAAUAACAGUGAAGAAGAAUUAGCCUCGUAUUUGUUUACAUAAGAAUGACUCUUUGCAGUUUGAAAAUUGUUCCUUUGUUUAUUUAUUUCUUUUCUUUGCAGAAUCAGGGAAAAGGAGAAUCAGGGAUCCUAUGCUCUCUGUCUGCUCAAUGAAGGAAAGGUGGUACAUUAUCGUAUUGAGAAGGACAAGAGGGGGAAACUCUCAAUCCCAGAGGGAAAGAAAUUUGAUACACUCUGCCAGGUUUGUCAAGUGUCACUCGCUGAGCUGUCUGUUAUGUCUGCAUAUUGACAGCGUAGACAACAGGAGUUUUGCUUUGCCGUGGGUCUAUAGAUUAAAUGUGUUAUGCAAAAUCACAUAUUUUCCUGUUUUCCAUUGUGGGCAAAAGUAUGGGAGGAUAAUGCUUACUUUGGUUAAUAUGAGCUGUUUAGAUCUUCCUUAGAAAAAAUUAGGUUAAUUUGGGCUACGGUUGUUGUUGAGCAAAUUGUAGGAAAUCCCAAAUCAUCUAAUUUAUUCAUGAAAAUAGCAGAGUUAUAGAAAGACAGUGAAAUUCCAUUUUUGUUAUGCCCUCUCUGAAACACUAUGUGCCAUAAGGGAAUAUAAAUUUAGGAUUGCAUUAUGAGACAUCUGCUGUUGCCUUUAUUUCCUCCCCACACGCCGUUUUGAGUCAAAUAACAAAAGGCUCUCAAACUGGCAGAAAUGUGCUCUUUUUGAAUGCAGUUUUGUUAACAAGUAUGAAUUCAAGAUUUUCAGGAUGUUAUACAUGUACUUGGUAUUAGUUCAGUGUACAUUGGGCUUGGAUCCAUGAUGCUUGAGUCAGUGUGUAGGGUCUGCCAUUAUUUUCAGGUGAGUUUUCUACAAAGGAGUAGCAACAGCAAAUGCAUGAGUGAUUUGUACAGUACAUUCAGUUUUCAUAAUUCUAGUGUAUCAUGGGAAAGGCAAAAUCCCUACGGCAGUGAUGGCCAAACUUGGCCCUCCACCUGUUUUGGGACUACAGUUCCCAUCAUCCCUGACCACUAGUCCUGUUAGCUAGGGAUGAUGGGAGUUGUAGUCCCAAAACAGCUGGAGGGCCAAGUUUGGCCAUCACUGCCCUAAGGGAAUGUGUGAACUUUGGACCUUUUUUUGAGCAUACACAUCUUUCUGCUGGGGAGGUGUGCAAGUUGUUCCUUACAUGUUCCAUACAAGCAACAAAAGAGGAUGUACAAGUUAGUUGAACAUUUUCCAUUACCGCUUCUUUUUAACUGAGGAAACCACCCUCGGUCUUGGCUCCCAAUUAUUAUGAAUAAUAGUAGUAUUCAUUAAUGAAAUGUUCAGUAUUGCACUUUGCAAAUAAUAGUGGUCCUACCAACUGUGAUCAAAAGCGGGGGAAAUUAUCAAGUCUUUUGCUCUGUAAACCUGGUUCUUUAAUUCUAAUGUGGGUUGGAGAGGAUGGAUAACGUGUUGUGAACUAAUGAGAUAAAUGAGCUCUGCACAUGUCCAGAGGAACAUUCAUAAGUUAUAGGGCUGAGGGUAUUCGAAUACAUGGUUGAGACCUAAUGAGUCCUAGCACAUAUAAGAUACUGCAUAGUACUCUAUUGUUCUCUGUUAUUGGGCUGUCUGUAUGAAAGAGAGGGAGAGGGAGGGUUUGAAUUUCUGAAGUGGCACAGGCAUGAUAAGGACUGAAUUUUGAAUCCAAAGUACAUACCACUUGCUUUUGCAUCACUGUAAGCAAGACAUAACAUAUGUGUUUGGAAAUUAAAUAUGACAUUUCUUGAGUGGAGAUACUCAGCACCUCACAUGUAGGAUAUAUCUGUGUUUGCAGAGCAGGGCCAGGCUUCAGUAUCACCCUUCUCGUCUGAUCUUAUUCUGCAACAACCAUUCCAGUGCACAAGACACUACUCAUAUAGGGACUACAUGAAGUCGGGAUACCCAGUUGCACAGGGGCCCCAAACAUGGAAAGCCCUACAAGUGAAUAGUGGUCAUGCAUUUGAAUUUUUCAGCAGGCAGUGCACACAAGAUAGAUUUGUUGCAGGAAAAACACCUGGGGGCUUAGCUAAAAUUGCUGCCACACACCAUCAUCAAAACAGGUAUGGUCUACAUGCAGGCAACAUGUGAACAGGGCUACUGUGGACAUUGUCAUGUUUGAAGUAUGGCAUGGGAUCCUUAGCUAAUGAGUGCUAAUCGGUGACCUGAUUGUGUCCUUCCUGCAAAAUGAACUCUUUUCCAGAGGGCACAGCCAGAAUCUCUUCACAAAGGUCUCCAUUCACAUAAAUUCUUCUGUGGCUCAUAGUAAAAUCUCCUGGCCACCCCUACGCUACAGUAUUUUGCUCACCACAAAAUUGACCUAAGGGGAGCAGGUGCAUACGAUAACUUAAUGACUAAUGGCUAAUGAGAAAGUGGAGCUGCCUGGGGAUAAAAUUAUUGGCUUCAGAAGUGGGGAAACAAAAUGAAAUAUUUGAACCUGAGGACCAGAGAACCCAUAGAGGGCAGCAGGACAGGUGGCUGGAUUUUACAUAUUAACUAGAAAUGAUUAGCUAAAUGUCUGGCCCUAAGCCACUGUAGCAGUUCAGUAGCUUGUUAUUUCUCCUUCCUUCUAGUCUAUUCUUUCUUAUUUGUUUUCUUCUCAUGAUAGCUAGUGGAACAUUAUUCCUACAAAGCAGAUGGACUUCUAAGAAUCAUCACAGAUCCAGUUCCAAAUCCUAACUUGAAAAAUGGUGAGUGACUGGGUUUAUUUUUAAAAUGUAGAAUUUGAGUCCCCAUGGUGGUGUACAUGAAAAUCAUCCAUAAAAUUAUAAGAGCGUAAAAUACAUAACUGAAUCCAAUAAAUUUUCUAAAAACACUUGGUAAAUCAAAAAAUGGUUUUAGCAGGUUGAUAGGUUAUUGGAAUUGUGGGUACCUGUAUGAUUCCAGUAGGAACAGUGUCCCAAAUUACUGGUGCUGCUACACAAAAAGUCUUAGUAAAUGCGGAAGCCGAAAGAAUAUAAAAACUGUGGGACUGUCAGGAGGACUUCUCCAUAUGAUUGCAGUGAUUGAUCCGUGUAUACUCAUUCAUUUAGCCUUUAUUGGCAUAAUGAUUGAUCUGUGUAUAAGGGACAAGGAGGUCAGGCCAUUGGUCAGUCUAGCUCAUUGUUGUCCGCAGUGGUUCUCCAGAGUUUCAAACAGAUUUGCAGCCAUAGGUUGCCCAAUCUUACAUUACCUGUAGCAGUGCAAAUGUGUAAAGCAGCAACACCCUGUGUUAAGCAAGUGGGCCAGGGCUUUCUCGGAAUCUCUUCCAAAUUCCCUUUUAGUGCUGCGCCUUGCAUCAGGGACACCCUUUCAAGUCUUGGGGCUUAAUAACAGCAGAGCAUAGCAUGGAUAGUUGCUGGCAUCCAUCUGUCUCCAUGAAUGAAGUCAAACUGCUGUGUUUGUAGCACGGAAGGGACCUCCUGGUGGCACAAGCCUGGGCAGUGUGUCUGGAGGUCCUGGGCUUCCCAGAUGACAAGACCGCCCUCUCAGCCUUGCUGAUUUAGUCCAAAGGAAAGCAGAGCAAUACGUUUGAUACCAGCUUGGCUGCAGAAGUUGCCAAAAGAAGGCAUACAAGGUGCCAUCCAAUUGCCUUAGGGACUCCACUCUGAAUUUGUGUAUGGCUUACUCCUUAGCCUUUUUUUCGAGUAAGACUAUAUUUAUCAGGUUGCUGCAACCUCAGAGUCACUUGGGGCUCACCCAAAAUUCCUUUUGCGUCAUGCUGGUACUGGUCUGUGCUUUAAAGCUCCAUGUCCCGGCACUUUCCCCAGGGAAGACCCGUAUUUUGCCAUCUUCUCUGGGGAAGGGCCAUAGCCCAGCGGUAGAGCAUGCAGAAGGUUACUUGUUCAGUCCCUGGCAUGUUCAAUCCAGGGAGAGACCCUUCUCCGAAACACUGGGGAGCCACAGCUAAUCGAUGCAAGAUGACCCUGAGCUGGGUGCAGCUGUGCUCUGAGUCUGUAUAAGGCUGAUUCCUGUGUUCAUUUCUUGUUAGUUCAGUAAUUUCAUUUCUUAUGCCACAGCUACACUGAUGUUUGCAUAUUUAUUCCCUUGAGAGUGUUCUUCUCCUGUCUCCCCCCCCCCCCCCAGAAAUGUAUUUUGAUAAAAGCAGCAAUAGUAAUUAGUGUACCUCAUUAUCUUAGGCGUAUUCACCCCACCGGAUCACAGGCCUAAUUUCAGCAAGGUAAGAAAAUUGUGCUGAUGAAAAGCAUUUAUGGUGGUUUUUAAUAAUAAAAUAAAGUUCAAGGAUGGUUAAUUUUCACUUUUUGAGUUUCUUAAUAUAUGAACAUUUGCUAUAAUUUUCAGAUAUAUUUGUCUGUUUUACAUGCAAUAGCAUUAGACAUUAUGUGGAUUAAUUUUUUUGCUCCAGCUUUUAAUUCUUCAUAAGAAGUAUUUUGGGGUGAAAAUAUCAUGUAUUCCAGUCUGCAGUGGGUGGACUCCAGUUGGUGUUGUUCCACAGUAGAAAGUAUGGGAAUUACUCCAAACUUCCAGAGCAGGUUAGGGAAGGGCAUUGGGAAGAACCACCAAGAUAAAUCUUCUUUCCUGUGCUGUUGACCGAGCUAUAUCUUGCAUCCAUGGAGUGGCACCAAUUGGCUUCUACUCUUGUUUCACUUUGUACAGUGUAUGAUGUAUUCUCUGUCCAAAUUUGGAUAUGAGAAAAUACAAUUAUAAAAUCACAAUAAUUUAAAUUAAGAUGUUCUGCGUGUAUUUGCUUGCUCUGCAAUCAUUGUUCUUCGAAAAAUUUGGUUACACAAGGGAUUUGAAUGUGUUGACAAGGACUAGAGUAGAUAGUGAGAGAAAGCAAGAUAGGAGAACUGGGUGGAGGAAAAAUAACGGGAACGUUUGGUAUAGAAGCAAGAACAUUACAGAGGGCCAUAAAAGCCAUUUGAAGAGUGAAUGACAGGAACCAGAACACGAGAAAUGAAAACUCAUGGUCUCAAGCACUGAGCCCUUUUGAAAAUUCCUGCUCUGUCUUGUAUGAUAAAGCUUUUCUUGUCAACGUUCGUCUCAGGGCUGAAGGAGGCAAAGCAUUGACUUCAGACUGAAUGGAGAUGCAUUUUAAAAGUUUGUUCACUUAUUCAAAUUGUCACACCCCUUCUCUCUCCAUGGGUGGUUGCUUGAAACACAGCUGUGCUUCUAGCAUCUUUUACAAUACAAACCCUCACUUGUUGCAGUUUAGCAUGAUACAGUGAUAACUCCUGGAUGCAUGCAGGAGGACAAAUACAUUGUACAAACAGAUUGCAAAGUGGAGCAGUCUCUUUUGAGUUGGGUUUGAAGCAACCACUGGCAUGCUUACAUGGAUGAACUGGGCUGAAGAGUUUCAAGGUGUUUUUCAUUUUUUUUAAAAAAGAAAUAUUUGGUUUACAGUCUGGCAGUGCAUAUUAUAAAGGAUGUGUACAGGGCAAAAGUGAAGGUCCUUGUAUGUGAAUCCUAGCUAAAAAUGCAAAAGUUUGCAACCAAGUCCUAUUCUCAGUAGAAAGUUUGGAAACCACUAUUGUAGAUGACUAAAGAAAAUAAAUGUGUGUGUGAAAUAUUUCUUACUUUUUCUGAUACACUUAUUUAUGCUUUUGAUAUCCUUUACGGUUUCUAGACUUGGUCAACAGGUGGAAUUUUCACCAGAAUCAAGUCAUACACUUUCCCAAAGCCGGGAAGCAAAAAGGUGCAUAAACAUGGUGUUUUGUAAAUUUGCAAAUGUGUGGAAGGACUUACUCUCAUGAAGCUCACUUACAGCUCUUUUCAAUGAUUUGGCUCCAUGCCUUGCUGCUAACGCUCUGCGCACAUUUGGCAACUUUCUUCAGCUUCUACUUCUGGCCUAAUAUAAUUAACCCAUGGCUCAAAUUUAGCUAUGUAAAAGAAGUGAUUGCAUUUUAUUUGUUGCCAACAUGCUGUGCCAUAAUAUUCAUAACUGUAAUAAUAAUGAGAUCAGUUUGGUAGAAUGGAGUUGAAAAUAAGCUAGUAUCACAUGUGUGUGCGCAUCUUUGAAAACAGCCUUUAUGUUUCAGUGAAACAAUAUUUAUAGUUUUGUUUUAAAUCUUAGUUUUUGAUCUUAGUUUUUGUGUGAGUUAUCUCUCUCUCUGAAACAUGGGAAAUGUGGAAAACAACUGUCCCUGCUUCUUUAGAGAAGAUAUUCCACCCCUCUGUUCUUCUACCUCCACCCCAGGUUUGGGGGCUAGUGCCACUAUUGUACCAGCUAAUAACAUGAAAGCUAGCACUGAGCAUAUGUACUCUCCUGCCCCCACCCCACCCUACCCAAUUCCAAGACCUAUGCAUUUUAGACACAAUGAUUGCUGGAAAAAGCAAAAGCCAAUCACAGUGGCUGCAAGCUGAAAUUAAUCCUUAAUUCUCCUGGAAAAAGGUUUAUUUGAGGACAAAUGGAUGAAUGGCGCCCAUUUGUAUAUUACAUUACAAAUAAAAUAUUAAUAAAAAUACUUCCUAAUUUGUGGAGCAGAUUGGCACAUGCCUGCUUCUUUCCCAUAACGUUGGGUCAGAUCAAUUCUCUGUGUGAAUUUUCACGUCUGUCUCCUUCAUACUAGUCCUAAUGAAUUCUGAUAUGAACAAACAUCGUAUUUAAAAGUAAAUCUCCAAACAUUUAAACUGGUUUAGCCCUACUUAGUUGGCAAAAAGACGUGGCUUAGGAUAAAAUUUUAAAAUAUUGAGAGGACAGGAAGCACAGGUAUUCCACAGUUCCUGUCUUGGUGUUUUUCUUUUUUGUUGAAAGUCAAGAGUUUGCAUCUUCCCUAGCAAGUGCAAGUACCAAAGUAUGAAACAUAUGUGUCAGUUGGGAACCUCAUAUCUAUGUUUUGCUCACUACUUAUCCCCUUUAAAUAUAUUGCUCCAGUGUCUCAGAAACAAUUUCCCACUUCCAUAUAUUAACAGGAUACACAAGAAAUAAUAUACGCUUGCACUCUUUUUAGUUAUUCCAGAAGAUGUGCACUUGUACUAUAGUGUUUAGAGACUUACUUCUGAGUAAAAAUGUUUAGGAUACAAUUGCUUGCUUUGCGGAGAGAAUAGAGUUGAUUUGUCUGAUGACAUGACUUCCCUUUAAAUCAGUCUUAUCUUAAACACUACAUUUUUUCUUCACCCAGGCAUCUUUAAUAGUGUUAUUGAUUGGUAGAGAUGCAGGAAUCUAAACAAGAGUAAGGCUGAUAGACAACACCAAAAUUAUUUUCCGGAUCUCUGUUUCUUUGCAAGUUACACUGAGUGACACAAGCCCUGGACUCAUUCCGCUGCAAUCCCAUCAAAAUUUACAGAGUAAAUAUUUAAAAGAUCAGCUCAACAACCUUAACAGCAGAAAGGCCCAGGGUGUACAUGUUGCUUUUAAACAUAGAUGUGGCGCUGGGUCCCACAAUGCAUUUUUUCCCCAUACACCAGCCUUUGGCAACCUGGUGACUUCCAGAUGUUUUGGACUACAGUUCUCAUCAGCCCCAGCCAAGACAGCCAUGCUGGCUGGGCUGAUGACAGUUGUGGACCAAAACAUCUGGAGGGCACCAGGUUGGCAAAGUGUGCUUGCUGUACACAAUCUACCCACAGGUAUUCCUGGCUCAAGAAUGCAUUGACCUUUAAUGGAAGAAAACUAGGUAAACACAGAUACAGGUGGCAGAACUUUUCCAGACACCAGAACUCUGAGAAUUUUACCUGUUUGACCUGAGUGCCCUCCAACUGUCAGCACUAGUUGCAGACAGAAUAAAAUGUGAGGUGUGUUUCAGUCAUUUAGUAUUGCCCUUUUGUUGACUUACGCUGAAAAGGGCCAGCGACAUAGAUGAGUGAGUUCUCAGCACAAUAGCAAACAUCUGGAGAGGGUGGAAAUGGUUUGUGGGAUGAACCUAUGUCUGCCACUUUCAUUUCAAAUGUUGGUAAAUGUGUCAACUUGGGCUCACUCUCAAGCUUACCGAUUCAGAGUUUGCAGGAGACCUGUUUAUAUGCUGCAUAUGCCAUCAAAGGGAAUCCAUGAAAAGCAUAGUACUGAUUGGAAGAAUAAGACUGAGCAGCUCCAGAUUAAGCAGAUGUAGGUUUUUUGAAAAAGACCAACUUUAUUUGCUAUUGAGUUCUCAUUUGAACACAAAGCCAUUAGUUCAGGCAUAGGCAAACUCGGCCCUCCAAAUGUUUUGGGACUACAACUCCCAUCAUCCCUAGCUAACAGGACCAGUGGUCAGGGGUGAUGGGGGUUGUAGUCCCAAAACAUCUGGAGGGCCGAGUUUGCCUAUGCCUGCAUUAGUUAAUUCCCUCAUCAGGAAGUUCUCCGAAAUAUUUGCCAGAAUCCUUUUCUGCUUUAGCAGCAUGUCUCUUACCUUGCUGACACAGAUAUGCAAGAAACAAUCUGAAGAUUUAGGUAAGCUUCGCUCGCUUUCUUUACUCAUGCUUUCAUUGCCUACAUCUUUCAUUGCUUAAUUUUUCUUAUCAUGCUCUCUUUAAUACCCCAAAUAUGUACUAAUGGAAAAAUCUGUUUGUGUGCCACAGCCACCUUUACCUGUCCGGAAUGAUGAUUCUGGAUUACCUUUUAGAACAUCAACAACAUCAUUACCAUCUGCCGCUUUCUCAGAUAACCCUUAUGGGCCACCACGUGUAAAGCAAGGUAGGCAAUUGAAAUCAGUUCUCUUUUGAUAAUAGUUGUUCCCCAAGUUUCCUUCUUAUUUUGCACUGGACGGACUUUUCUGUAGAAUAUUUGAGGCACUAAACAUGGAGAGUGAUAGAACCCUGAGUAAUUGUGACCAUUCAUAAUGCAGAAACCUUUUUUUGAAAGAAAGAAAAAAUCCUGGAAACGCUUUUCCUAUUUAGAACAAGUACCGUAUUUUUCCGUCUAUAAGACGCCCCCAUGUAUAAGAUGCCCCCUAUUUUGGGGGAUUCAGAUUUAACUCAGCGGAAAAACCUAGUCUUAUAUACAGAAAAAUACGGUAUAUUUGUCACCAAUCUACAUCUUUGCAGCUAUCUGUACUUACUUACUGACUUAGAAAAUUCAUAAACGACUUGAUCAAAAGGAUCUCCAAGCAGUUUACAAAUUGAAAUUGUAAGAUUUGUAAGGUGAUUCUAAGUACCACUACUUUCAGAUGCUGAUAUUGCUGGAGAGAAAUAACAGCAACUAGAAAUUCAUGCAAUUGACCCGGUAAUUCAGAGAGAAACUGAGAAAUGUCCUGUUUCAAUUUGGUACAGCCCUUGUCACUGGUGAGGGCUGGUACCCAUGGAAAGGCAUUUCUUUUCUCUUCUAAACUGUAAAUAAAUUCCAGUUUAGCAAUGUUUAGCAAGGGUGUGUGAGAGAGUAUGCUACUUGAAAAGGUACACAGCAUUUUGAGUGAAACCCAGCUCCUCUCAGAACCCCUUCUGUUGAGAAAAGUACAAAACCCCAUGAUGCCAGUGUGAAUUUUUAGGAAAGCCAUUAUUUAGAUGAAAGCCAAACAGGUGCCUGUUAAGCAGCACAGCAGGGGGAGAUUGGAGAGAAAAGCUGACAAAUGGGAACUGAAGGUGGGAUAAGGUAGGAGUUAGUCGGCAAUGGAAGUGCAGCUAAAUUGAGUCUGGGAGGAGGACUUGACAUAAAAGUCUUUGCUGCAGAACUGGAUAUCAAUGAGGGAAGUCCGGAAAUGAAAGAGGCUUGCCAAAUAGUGGUAGGGAUUGUUGCUAGCAUAUUGCACCACAUAGGAGGUGAAAGGGAUGAGAAAGCAGGCAGAGUACUAACAUUUGACAGGCAGGGAGCACAGAAACAUUUGUGUGCCAGAAAAAGCUAAACCUGUUCUGCUGUUCAACACCCAGGUGAUCAGAGGUUGCCCAUGGACACAGAGGUCUACGAGAGUCCAUAUGCAGACCCAGAAGAGAUAAAAACUAAAAAUGUCACCCUGGACCGAAAUCUACUGGUCCUGGAAGACCAUGAACUCGGUUCUGGUAAUUUUGGCACUGUGAAAAAAGGCACCUAUGAAAUGAAAAAGUAAGUUUUGAAAUGCUGUCAUCUUACCAUCCUUCCCUCUUGACUUAUUUUAUUUUAUUUGUCCUAUUCCUUUGAUGAUACUGCUGUUCUUAAGCCCUGGACCAGACUUCCUUUGCCUCAAUCAAUAGAAACCCAUGAGAGAGAGAGAAGGACCUGCCCUGCCUUCUUAUAUCAGUAGAGGGACGCAGGUGGUGCUGUGGUCUAAACCACUGAGCCUCUUGGGCUUGCCGAUCAGAAGGUCGGCAGUUCGAAUCCCCAUGAUGGGGUGAGCUCCUGUUGCUCUGUCCCAGCUCCUGCCAACCUAGCAGUUCAAAAGCACGCCAGUACAAGUAGAUAAAUAGGUACCGCUGUGGUGGGAAGGUAAAUGGUGUUAUGUGCGUUCUGGUUUCCGUCACGGUGUCCCAUUGAGCCAGAAGUGGUUUCGUCAUGGUGGCCACAUGACCCGGAAAGCUGUCUGUGGACAAAUGCCAGCUCCCUCGGCCUGAAAGCAAGAUGAGCGCUGCAACCCCAUAGUCACCAUUUGACUGGACUUAACCAUCCAGGGUUCCUUUACCUUUUACCUUUACCUGUAUCAGUAGUACAGGUGUCCAGGAUGGAGUGGGGUAUGGCAGCCAGCUCAGGGGGGAGCUCCAGGUUAGCAUCCCGAAGGUGUGUGUACUGACACCACCAUCUCAGAGCUCCCUUGAACUCACCUACACCCCGUUGCAGCAAGCAGAAGCACUUCCAGUGCCAAGUGGGUGGCGCUGCCGUGCCUCCAUCAUGUGCACAGCCUACCCCAACUGUUGUCCUCUGGAUAUUUUAGACAACGCCUCCCAUAAGCCUUGCCUGCUGCAGAUCACCAGGUUAGAGAAGAUGAUUUGGCACCAGAGUAUGUUCCAUAAAAUAACUAUGAUUUAUUUUUCUACAAUCCACAAUGUUUUAUUUUGGGGUGGCCUUUUUAACGUUAAGGGUAUAUUAAAGUCCUUUUCACUCAGUAAUUUUAAAAAGCGAAAGCUUUUAAUGUGUGAUCCCAUGCAUUGUUUUCCCUAAAGAAAAUCAGUAGUUAGUUUGCAUAGAUUCUCUGCCUCAGUGACAAAAGAAGGCACAUAUUUGUAUACAUUUUGUAUCAUGUACAAAUUUUAUCCUUUGUUGGGGGUAAGGUGGAUGGAUGAACCAGGCCACACACAAUUAAUAAAAUGUCUGACCUGCAUCUUAUGUGAACUAGAGGAGCUUUCCCCAUAAUUGUAUUACCAUACUAAAAAAAGACUUCACUUGCUGAAUUUCUGCCUGCUUUUAAAGGCACAAGAACCUUGCUGUCUCCUAACUCCAUUGGGAUGUGUUCUCGACAGAUUCAUUUGUCGAAACAGACUAACAGUGUUCCGUUGUGUGUGUGUUGCUCAUUGCCCUAUUCAUGUCGUGUUUAUUUCCUUUUAAAUACGCUUCUUGAAUACAAUACAGUAUGUUUUCAUAACUUUGGGUCUUUGACCUGUUUUGAUACAUAAGCACCAAACAGCAGCGCUUUCCUUUUCUUCUUUGACAACAAGAACUUGUGCCUUUGACCAGAAUAUAUCAAUUUAAGUGCUUAUACCACCAACAACGAUCCACCCCCAAGAAUGCUCCCUUUUCCCCAUCAGUGGGAAAGAAAUCAAUUAACCUUCAUCCAUAUUUGUGCCCGUAUAUUUUGCUUCAUAGCUUUUGCUUUAGAAGGACUUAUAGUGCAUGAAUUAUGCAAUUUUGCCUGUUCCUCCUCUGAGGUGUUGCACGCAGCCGCAUUUCGAAGCAGAAACUGGAUAGAUUGAGCACAUGGCAAACAGACAAGAAUACUUUGAGCACUGCAUAUAAUGUAGGCUUCCUGGUGGUUUCUUUUCAGGGGAAAGAAGACAGUGGCUGUGAAAAUUCUCAAGAACGAAAGCAACGACCCCUCCUUAAAAGAUGAACUGCUGAGAGAAGCAAAUGUUAUGCAACAACUGGAUAACCCAUAUAUUGUCCGAAUGAUAGGCAUAUGUGAGGCCGAGUCCUGGAUGCUGGUAAUGGAAAUGGCUGAACUUGGCCCCUUGAAUAAAUAUCUGAUAAAACACAGGUAAAUUGGCCGUCUGUAUUAUUUAUUGAAUUAUUGUGUGUUAAUAGGCAAAACUGAUGGACUAAUCACUAGCUGAGUAGUUCUCCAAAGCUUUGUUUUUUCCAAGAGCACAUUUACUACUGGUUUGUAAAAAAAUAAGUUCUACUUUCCCACCACAUUUGUGAAAUUCAGUCAAAAGGUGAAGAUGUCCUCCAGAAGAGUUGAGUGCAUCAUUACUGUUUGUUCUCCAGUAUGGGUCCCUUUGAGGUGGGAUCCCUUCAUUCUUGAAAAGUGUAAGCACAUAAUGUAUUUAGCAUAAGUAUAUAGUUAGUUAGAUAACAUAAGUAUUUAGUUAGUUAUGAGAUAUUUGUUUCCCCUCCACAUUUCCCUCACAUGAAAGCAAAGGGUCUGAUUCUGACCGGAAGCAAAAGGACACAUGCCGUCAAAAUAUUUUCUGGAUAGUUUGCUAACCCUUGGAAACAAAUUUUUAGCUCAUGGGACUUUAAGGGACAGGAAAAGAAGAGCAGGUCUACUUGUGUAACAUUGGAUUCCACUCAAGUAAAAUCCAGGAACAACUGGUUAAUUACCAACAAAAUAAGUGGAAUGGAAUGAUGAGGAAUGAAAAUUUAUUACAAAUUGCUAAAGUAGUAAACUAGUUCUGGUUUUUCAGAGAUGUCGCAGAAAAGAAUAUCAUUGAGCUGGUUCAUCAAGUUUCCAUGGGGAUGAAAUAUUUGGAAGAAAACAACUUUGUGCACAGAGAUUUAGCUGCGAGAAACGUACUGCUGGUCACACAACAUUAUGCCAAAAUCAGUGACUUUGGACUUUCCAAAGCCCUUGGUUCUAAUGAUUAUUACAAGGUACUAUUUCACCCUGUAACUUGUCUCGACUGUGAUUUCUUCUCAUGAUGUCACUGUGGCUUCCUGUGAUGUGCAUGCACCGUCAUGGUAGUUUAAAAUUUGUUAGCUGUCCUUCAACACAAAACAUGAUCAGGGCAGCAGGCAUGCCUCUGCAAGGAAUCUUUCCUUUGCUACACACACUCUCGAAACUACUUUUAUUUACAACAUGCAAGCCAUCACUGCUGGGAGCUGAGCAAGGCAGGGGCCUGGGGGCUGCAGGUACAGCUAUGUUAUAUGUGCUCAGUAGAUUCUAGCAGGUUGCCCACACCUCAGUGUACACAUACACACACACUGAUGACAUCAUCGGCUCACAACAUGAUGCAGUACUGGGAAAACUAGAUCCACCAGUGACUAACCUUCCCCCUCUGAUGGUGUCAAAAGAGGGUGGACUUUAGAAACUCUGCAAAAUCAUAAUUCCUUUCUCUUGUUGCUGUAUGCUGUGUUAUAUUGUAUUUUAGUGUUUUGUUGGAAGCAGCCCAGAGUGGCUGGGGAAAUCCAGCCAGAUGGGCGGGGUAUAAAUAAUAAAUUAUUAUUAUUAUUAUUAUUAUUAUUAUUAGUCUAAUAUUCUCUUUUAUGUGUGGCACCACUGUAGGCAGAACAUUAUGGGAAAUGGCCAGUCAAGUGGUAUGCUCCAGAAUGCAUGAACUUCUUCAAAUUUUCGAGCAAGAGCGAUGUUUGGAGUUUUGGUGUUUUAAUGUGGGAGGCUUUUUCCUAUGGGCAAAAGCCAUACAAGGUACAUUUUAUAUGUUGCUUUCCUUCAUUAAAUGUCCAUAUUUUAAUACAGAUUCAGGUCUUCCUGUGCUUGUGCUUAUGUAGCCAAAACCAUACCACUGGAACGCAAGAUGUUACCACUAUCAGACUCAGAGUCAUGCUGAUGCAUGCUCAAGUAUUAAAAAAUUGUGGGGGGAAACGGGGGCGGGAUACCCCAAACAGCCCUAUAAUAACUCAGUGACAUGGACUAGUGAUAGAUUGAGAGGAGAAAUAAAGGGAUAAGUGAGGGGAAGGGUGAAUGGUGUGGCUGGAACAGGAGGACAGAGAAAAAUAUGUAGCUAUAUCUGAAUGUAAAAAGAACUAUCUCGUCUGGAUCAGUCUCUUCCUGGUUCCCACUAACAAUCUAUUUUUAAAUGUCCCCAGGGAUAGAAGAGAAAGCUGCUCUAGACUUGAGCGCAGAAUUUAGUAUAGCAGGGAUUCAGCACAAAUAUGCCUACCCAACUCAAAACCCAAAAUGCAGAUUCAGGAUGCUCAGUGGGCACAGAGUGCUGAUGGACUUGUGGCGGGUAGGAACAGAUCUUGGUUGUGUGGGCACGAGCAGAAUAAAGAUGCUGGAACCAGGAAGAGGAGCACUCUACACUCCAUGUUGUUGCAGAGCGUCACUUGUCCCUAAAUAAUUGAGUUUGACAAAAAUAAGUAAAUCCUUUCUCAUUCUGUUGCAGGGUAUGAAAGGUGGGGAGGUUGCUCAGAUGAUUGAAAGAGGAGAGCGAAUGGAAUGUCCAGAAAACUGCCCACCUGAGGUCUAUGAGUUAAUGAAAUUAUGCUGGACAUAUGAGUGAGCAUCAUCAUAUUUGUGUUUCUUCUGAUAAAAUACUGGAUUUCUUGCGCUUUUCACUCCCCACUCUGUCUUCACUUUUUCUGCAUUUUAAACCAUGAAAUAAAAAGAUGCAAACUGCCCUUGAAGGAACAUUUCAAGCCAAAGGAAUAAAAUGUGAAUUAACAAUCAUUGUCGCCCUACUUAACGCCCUCUUGAUGAAAAUGAGAAGUAAUGCCCUGCAAGCCAAAUUGCAAUAUAGCUUUUAGAUGAGAUAACUUUCUUAUAACCACUGUGCACAGCUACAUAGCAUUUUCCAGAAACGGACUGGCAAAAGCUUGUUGAGCAGAGCACUGGACUACAAGAGCUGUGCAACAUGAAAAAAUUGAUUAAAAAUAUACAUAGGGGUGUAUUAAAAAAAAAAAAACCCCUCAAAAGUACAGUGAUGUUCUCGGCACAUCUCACAAACAGAAGAGCCUUCAGUGAUGAGAGUGCCCUAAAUUAUUGCAGUAGAGUACUUAGAUGAUGAUCACUUAGCAAAUGUUCUCUGUCACAUGGGAACCCAGAACAAACUAAUCCCAGGGGAUGGUGUUCUAGGGGCCCCUUUAAGUACUUUUCUGCGAAACGCCUAUCUAGAUCUCUGAGAUAAGUUGUAUAAGACAAAGGAGCAUUAUUGGCUGCUGAUCCAGUUCUGCUUGUGGUCUUCAAGGAAGGGUCAAGAAAUAGCUUAUUCUUCCCAGCCUCACAAGUUCUCCUUGAGAGCUCCCACCCCCUUUGUGGAGGGGAUAGACUCUGUAUUCACACUGCAGCCAGGAAUUGCAGUUUGACUUCAACUACCUGCAUUUCUUCUCAUAGCCAUUAUUCCCUUGCUUCAUCUGGUAUAAAGCAGCUUGCUGUUUAUUGCUAUCAGAACUAGGGGCUAAAUGUCUGUAUUGCCCUUACAAACUUCCACCUAGUGUCUCUCAGGACCUUCUUGACACUGCUGGGGAGCAACAUUUUCUGGCAUUACCUGCACAUGUGGUCAAAACCCAUCUCCACUUAUGAUGGCUGGAAAUUGCCCAUCUGGACUUAAAUGAGGAGAGAGCAAAGGAUGUGUGUGCCUAUAACAAAAACGAAAUGUCUUUCUUUUACAGCGUCGAUGAUCGGCCAGGAUUUUCUGCAGUGGAGUUCAGGCUGCGCAAUUUCUACUAUGACAUGGCACAAUAAGAGCACUGUGUACUGAACGGCUGUAAAUGGAGACACCAUGCAGGAAGCAAAUAUGAAGAAAGAAGAUGCUCUCCAGUGAAAAGAGUUCUGCUGUACAAAUGCCUUUGCAGCUUUUCAGAGCAUUUCUGCAGGAAUUGUUUUCCAAGUGGGGUUGCGUUUGUUCUUUGGAUAUUAAUUAUGCUUUUAACCUAUUGAUGCUGUUGGACUGGUAAGAAUGCUGGAGAACCGAGCAGACUGUCCCCACGCACUUUUCCUGCUCUCAGUAGAAUACCCGUAAUGCUAUUAAGAGAUAUUCAGUGCCUUAUUUGAUACUGCCACUUUCAUAACCUUUCCUUGGGAUAGUCAACACAGGGAUUGAUUUUGGACCGGAACUGAGUCCUGAGCCUGCUUCAAGUAGCCGAUUUCAGCCUUAAAACUGUGUUUGCCAAUGCAAAAUGCAGAAGAAGUGUGUUGUUCAUGUGCUAAACAAGAGCCUUGCUUUGGCUUCUGCUAGUACUUCUUCCUCACUGUUAAGUCCUAUUGAACACAGAAAUCUAAUUAUUCUGUAGGCUAUGUUCCACAACAGCAGCCUAAUCGCACCCUCUUUCUUGAUCUAUAUAACUUAAGGCUGCAGUACCUAAGGAAAUACUUGAGCAGUGAUUCUUGUUGAUUGACUUCUGAGUAUACAUUUUUUAAAAUGAACUAUAAUUUUCACAGUAACGAAAUACAGUGGUACCUCAGGUUAAAAACUUAAUUCGUUCUGGAGGUCUGUUCUUAACCUGAAACUGUUCUUAACCUGAAGCACCACUUUAGCUAAUGGGGCCUCCUGCGCCGCUACUGCACGAUUUCUGUUCUCAUCCUGAAGCAAAGUUCUUAACCCGAGGUACUGUUUCUGGGUUAGCGGAGUCUGUAACCUGAAGCGUAUGUAACCUGAAGCAUAUGUAACCUGAGGUACCACUGUAAAUAAAAUACACGAACUAGCCACCAACAGUGCAACUAAUCUUAACUGGUAUCUGCAGGCUGUAGCCACCAAUCCAGUGUGACUGUCCCAUCUUGUAGGCUGCUGAAAAGUACUUCCAUGGGAAGACACAGGAGUUGAUGGGCAUCACCUUUUGAAAGACUUCUGCUGCCCCUCAGAAUCUCCAGGUGAGCACUGCACAUCUCAGGAUUUGCUUGCAUGGAGAAGCUUAGAUGUGACUGAACCAAGGAAUGCAGCAAGAGCCUUCAGAUUUAGCACCCACUAUGCAGGAAUCCUUUCAUUGGUCCCCAUGCAUAGUUUGUCGCAUUUUAAAUAAGCCCUCAUAGCCUGCAUUAUUGCUACAAGAAGCUGGCUGGUGGAAGGCGCACCCCUGAAUUUCCAUCCCCUACCACCCUGAAGGGCCCCUAGAUUUACUGUCUUGAGCAUAAGCACUGCUCCUAAACAGUCCUGGAUCCAUUCCACAGCCUUCCACUGAGCUUUCUGAAGUGGCUUUGUUGCCUUAAUUGUGUCCCUGAAGACCAGCAACCAAAAUGAUCAUGGGACUGCAGGAACUCCCCUAUGAGCAACGGUACAACAGUUGAGUCUUUUCAGCACCUCAAAUGCAACAAAUAGAAAGGAUCAUGACAUUUAAAAAAUGGAAUAUCUCUUUGUAAUCAAGCAGUGCUGCAGAAUGUAAACUAAUGCCAAACAAUCAGAUUCAGAAAUCUUAGCACUAGGUCCUAUGAAUGCAAAAUGACUUUUUUAAAACAGUUUUUUUUAAAAUGAACUUCUAUUUUCAUUGCCUAUUUAUGUACAGAAAAUGCUUCUCUUAUAUUAUUUCAUAUGGUCUACAUUUUGAUUUUGAAAAACAAACAUCUGUUUAUUCCAUUUUUCCUGGCUGUUUGUUUUCCUUGGUCUGGUUUCUCAGUGCCUUUGUUCAGGGCCAGUUUAUAUCACGAGAAAUUCCACGGAUGGUGGUGGGAGUUGUAUUAGGACUGUGGUGAUAGCCCUUCCUUGUAUGAAUUUUGUGGUUCAUACAAGCCCUGCCUGUGGCUCAUAGAAAUCUGUGAGUGAUGUAGAUUGGGGAGUGCGGGCAAGGUAACUGGAAGUCCAGUCAUCAGGAAAUGUCACUGUCAUUUGCC